UCAUCAUCAUCCUUCAAUUUCUUAAUUUUGCUAUUCUAGAAUCAACACGAAUCUUCUCCUUCUUCUUCUCCUUCUCCUUCUUCCUUCAGAGUUCACUUCGCUGGCCUGCUUCGAUUCAAUGGCUGUCGCUCACUACUUGGUUGCGGUUCCUUCCGCAACCUCUAAACACGCCAAAACUCCAAUAAUGCCUUUUUCAACUUCUUCUCCUUCUGUUCCUAAGUUUUCUCUAUCUUUCUCUUCCUCUUCUCUUCGAUCGAAGGCUCGAAGGCUCUAUACCUUUCGUAGGUUUCGAAGAAUCGUACCUAAAGCUGAGGCUAAGUCUCCUGAACCUGAGGUCAGCUCAGAUACAGAUGCAUUUACCCAUUUUAAGCAUCUGCUUCUGCCAAUCACAGACCGGAAUCCAUAUCUUUCUGAAGGAACAAAACAGGCUGCUGCAACUACUGCUACUUUAGCAAAGAAGUAUGGGGCUGACAUUACUGUUGUGGUUAUUGAUGAAAAGCAGAGAGAAUCACUGCCGGAGCAUGAAAGCCAAUUGUCUAGCAUCCGUUGGCAUCUCUCAGAAGGUGGAUUUCAGGAAUUCAGAUUAUUAGAGAGACUUGGGGAAGGUAACAAGCCUACAGCUAUAAUUGGUGAGGUUGCAGAUGACCUGAAUUUGGAUUUAGUGGUCUUAAGCAUGGAAGCAAUCCAUUCCAAGCAUGUGGAUGCAAACCUACUGGUUGAAUUUAUUCCUUGCCCUGUCUUACUUCUGCCAUUGUAAAAUUUUUCAUAGACCAAGCUAUUAAAGAAUUUUGUUGCAAAAGCCAGGUUUUUCUUGUUGGGCUUCUGUGAUCAUACAGCAUUUUGGCUUGUUAAUUUUGCUCGAGUCUGUCUGUCUUUAUGUUUCUCUGGUCAGAGUUAAUAAAUCGGUACCAGGGUUAUUUCAUAUUGAUCCCUGUAGAGGGGCCAAUCUGCUGUGUACAAUCAUGAUUGAUCUUGCUUUUGUUUGGAGGAUACUUUUAUGACACUUUUUGUGACAUAAGCAGGGUUUAGUAGAACUUCUUGCCAGACA
Molecule: messenger RNA, 1048 nt
Organism: Mangifera indica (mango)
Lineage: Eukaryota; Viridiplantae; Streptophyta; Magnoliopsida; Sapindales; Anacardiaceae
Exons: 5
Coding region: 119-757 (212 amino acids)
Source: RefSeq, a predicted model, not a curated record